This is a messenger RNA of Lodderomyces jiufengensis, 2100 nucleotides long. RefSeq lists its product as uncharacterized. NCBI's taxonomy places the organism in Eukaryota, Fungi, Ascomycota, Pichiomycetes, Serinales, Debaryomycetaceae. The transcript has a single exon. The record is from RefSeq and is a predicted model, not a curated record. Bases 1 to 2100 code for a protein of 699 amino acids.
AUGUCAAAUCCUAAUCUAGAUCAUCCAAGUACUUUUGUUGAUCAGUUCAACAUUUUACCAAAUCAAUAUUUCAAUUCAAAUCCAAACCAAAUAAAUUUAAUAAAUCAAAUAUCAUUAAUAAAUCAAAAAAUUUUACAAUAUGAUAAUAAUAUUAGAGAAUUAAUAAAAUUAAUGGAAUUAAAUAAAAAUUGUUUAGUUGAGUUAAAUGCUUUGAAUGCAAAAUGUUUUUAUUUAAACUCAAAUUUAGUCUUGGAUAAUACUGAUUCAAUUAUAAAUCAACAAAGUUUUGAAAUCUUAAAUGAGGAGUAUAGUCAUAUAUUACAGAAAUUGCAAAUAAAUGAACAAUUUAAUGUACAAAUUUUAAGUGAAAAAGAAGAGCAAAGUAAAGAGACGAUUGACAUAGACAAUUUUUCAGAAGAUGAAGAAGAAUCUGAAGAACAAGAAGAAGAAGUAGAGGAGGAAGAAGAAUUAUCAGAAGAGGAAAACAUUUAUUCGUCUACACCAACACCACCAGAUCUCAGAAAGAUGAUCUCCAUAUCAAAUCUCAAAUUAAAACCAAUGAGAUGUGCAACUUCAACAAUAACUUCAACCACGAACUCACCAAGUACCGCAAAACCCAAUAAAUUAAUAUCAAAACAAAAAUCAAGAUAUAGAUUAUCAAACAUAUAUAACAUAAACCCAAUUGCAUACGAAGAUUCAUCGUUUAAUUCUUCAACCACAAACAAUAAUUCAACUAUAUCAUCUAUUGCUUCAUCGGAAAUUUCUGAAGAUAGUGAAAGAUUAAUGAAAAAUAGUUUAUCAAAAUCUUAUGACACAAUUGAUUCUCACUUGAAUAAUACAUUCGAAGAAGAUCAACGACUACAAGACCCAAUAAAUUUUAAAAAAGAAGUAAUGACACCACCACCUCCAACACCACCACAACAACAACUUGCCAAACAUACAAGAUCAAACUCCUUACCAACAUCAACAACUUCAAUAGAUCAAAAUGAACUAUUUAAAGAAUUUGAUUGCCAACAAGAUUAUUUACAAUUCAAUAAAUUAAAACAUUUUAUAAGUAUGAGUAAUUUACCAAGACAUAAUUUAUCACCUCAUGAAGAUUUAUUUUAUAAAGAGAUUAAUAAGUCAUUAGCUUUAACUCCUCAACAACAAAAUAAUAAUGAAUGUGAUGUAUGUUCCAUAGUGUCUGAUGUAUCAUAUUAUUCUCCUUCUGAUAAAGAACAACAAAGACAAAGUAAAUCAAGCCAGUUUCACCAUAAUGAUGUUUUUAAUGAAGAUGAUUUAAAAUUUGAUACGUAUAAUAACUUUUUGAGAAAAUCAGCCCUAAAUCUUAGAGAACAAUUACAACAUCACCCAUUAAAUAGACAUAAAACAAAUUUUCAGUCAUUAUUAGUAAACCACCCAAGCUCAAAUCAUAAAUUCCAGAAUCCAAUAAAUAUAGUAUCAUCACAAAGAUCAAACCCAACGACAAAUAUAGCUGUACUUGAAGAUCAACAACAACGACAUUCUAAUACAAACUCAUUUCCUUCCUCAAGAAAACUUUUACAUGAAGUUAUUUCAAGAAGUCCAGUGAUUUCUAAUACUUUUGAAUCAAAAUCACCACCGUUAAAUACAAGUCAUAAUAAAGAAAAUGUGUAUAACUUUUCUAGCUGUUCAUAUGAUAAAGUUCUACGUCCACCAACUAUAAAAUCUGCACCAUCAAUAGCAACGUCAUCCGACCAAUCAUCAAAUUUACAAUCCCCCUCACUAAUAUCAAAUGAGUUCAUGAAAAAUUUUAUGCUCACAAACAAAAAGCAAGAAACUCCUAAAAAUACAAAACCACCAACACCACAAAAGAUCAAAGACCUUAAAAAGCAAAAAAGAUUCAAAAAUAUACCCAUUCUGAUACCCAAUCAAACCCAAUUAAAAAGAAUACCCGUAAACAAACAAGUACAACAAGAAAAUGGAUUUAAGAUAUUAAGUGGUUCUUAUUCAAAUCUAACAAUAAUGAAGAAUAAGAAAUAUAUAAAUCAUGGAAAUACUUCGAUUUUUAAUAAUCCAAUAAUUAGAAAUUAUAAUGAAGAUGCAAUUAGAGAAGCAUUAAGUGACAGUUUAUUAGAUUAA